This is a messenger RNA of Tuber aestivum (summer truffle), 1210 nucleotides long. NCBI's taxonomy places the organism in Eukaryota, Fungi, Ascomycota, Pezizomycetes, Pezizales, Tuberaceae. The record is from the annotation of a GenBank genome assembly.
AUGUCUGCCACGAACAGGAGACACAUGUCCCCGAUAUGGGCCCCCGGGAUCUUUGGUGCGUCAAAACACCACGACUCCACUAGACCACUACGCUACACUCUCACAUUCUCCUCGCCUACUGUAUAGACAUACUAACCUACCAACUCAACCUAAACAGAAGGCAAAGUAGUCCUUUGCACUGGCGGAGCCGUAAUCCCCCCCCUUCCGUUCAAUCCCCACUCUCUGACAAAAUCCCACAGGGCUCAAUUUGCUCCACGCAAGUGGCAGCGCUGGUCGAACUCGGCGCGAACGCUAGCAUAAUCGGACGGAGAAAAGACGUGACGGAAGCCAAAGCCGCAGAGCUCCAAACACUCCGAAGGGGUAGCAAAGUCCUCGGCAUAUCCGCCGAUGUGCGGGACUACUCGGCACUCGUCGCGGCGGUGAAGCGGACGGUGGAGGAAUUGGGAAGAUUGGAUUAUGUCAUGUACAUUUGCUCCCCAUGGCGCUUUCCUCCUCUGAAGGAGAAGGGAGUGGUAAACAGCUGUUAACUGGGUGGGCGGGAUAAUAGCUGCGGAGCAGCCGGUAAUUUCCUGGCAACGGUGGACAACCUAUCCACCAACGCGUUCAAAGCCGUUAUCGACAUCGAUGUUCUGGGCUCAUACAAUACGGUAAAGGCAUCAUUGGAGGAACUCAAGAAGACCCGCGGCAAGAUCAUAUUCGUCUCGGCCACGCUGCAUUAUACCGGCUCGCCGUUCCAGGCUCAUGUUUCUGCGGCGAAGGCCGCUGUAGAUGCACUCUCGGGUGUGCUGUGUGUGGAAUUGGGACCUUAUGGGAUUACUAGUAAUGUUUGUCCCCUCCCCACCGCCUCACGUUGCCUCACGGGCCGCGAAAUUAUUUAGUUAAUGGGAAUCUGGGUGAAAUGCAGUGCAUAGCCCCGGGCCCCAUAGCCGGCACGGAAGGCAUGGCCAGGCUUUCCCGUCCGGAGAUCGCCAGUGAGGCGGAAAGGGUGGUCCCUAUCCAGCGGCUCGGCCGCGCUCAUGAGAUUGCCGACGCUACGAUCUACCUAUUGUCACCGGCGGGAGACUACGUCAGUGGCGAUGUGAUUGUUGUUGAUGGCGGGGCGUGGCAUAGGCAGGGCGCCUUGGCACUCCCGUACCCGGAGUGUGUCACGAGGAAGGGCGUUGUGGAGGGUGUUAAGGGAAUGAAGAGGGUGAAGGAUAGCAAAUUGUAG